This is a messenger RNA of Aspergillus fischeri NRRL 181, 402 nucleotides long. RefSeq names its product DUF167 domain-containing protein. Lineage: Eukaryota; Fungi; Ascomycota; Eurotiomycetes; Eurotiales; Aspergillaceae. Bases 1 to 402 code for a protein of 133 amino acids. Gene Ontology annotation, cellular component: cytoplasm. The transcript has 2 exons. The record is from RefSeq and is a predicted model, not a curated record.
AUGAGCAGGCGCGCGACUCCUCUCCUCCGCCUGAUCGAGAAUAUAACAACCAACUCCCGCAAUAAGCCUCAACACUUGCCAAAGAAAUACAGUCUACAGAUUGCAUGCCACGUCAAACCGAACGCCUCCAGCUCCCGAGAAGGUAUCAUAGCGGUGGGAGCAGAGAAAGUAGAUGUCUGCGUUGCCGCGGUGCCCAGGAACGGAGAGGCGAACGCAGCUGUAUCGCGGGUUUUUGCCCAGAUAUUUGACGUCCCCAAGUCCAAUGCGGAAGUAAUCCGUGGCUUGAAAUCGCGCGACAAGACUCUUUGUAUCACUGAUCUGGACAUUGGGAAAGAUGGAGAAGAGCAAUUUCUAAAAGGAGCUCGUCGGAGACUGGAGGAGGCAAUCAUUAACAAUAGUUGA